Molecule: messenger RNA, 823 nt
Organism: Drosophila rhopaloa
Lineage: Eukaryota; Metazoa; Arthropoda; Insecta; Diptera; Drosophilidae
Exons: 3
Coding region: 95-673 (192 amino acids)
Source: RefSeq, a predicted model, not a curated record
CUCAGUCAACAUUUACACAUAAGUAUAAUUAAAACAAACAUACUCAAUUCCACUGUACGAAAAAAAAUCACCUUCAGAGAUAAGCAUCUAUAUAAUGGCAACUUUCAAAAUGAGCCAUUCAAGUGAUCGUAGAACCCUGAUUCAGGAAAAGAGAAAGCUCAUGGAAGACAAGAGGAUGAGCAUGGGAAUGAAGUCUUUCUGCGCUUCUUUUAUUGGGAGCCAAUUCCGACCGAGUGACGAGCCGCGAUACUCGUUUUCAACCAUGACGAAGCGCCAUAGGUCUGAUAAGCAAUUGGUUGAUGUUAAUUAUGAAGAGACAGACGAAGAGGUAUACGAACCUAUUUAUCAAACUGUAUUUGCUGACGACAGGGACCCAGUGCACGAGCCCACUUUUUCUAAGCAUCGCAUACCACUGCAAAUACGAUGUCUGGAGCGGUACCACAAUUCCAAACGGGAGUACGCCCAGCAGUUCAAGCGGGAAAUAAAACUUUUGAUCGACAAUCAGUCGACGGCCGAAAAUGCCUGGCAAUUCGUUAGGACCAUGGCUUAUACCUCACUUUGGCCCCCGCUGCAUACGAGGAAAGAGCUCAAAAUGUUUGAAAAGGACUUUUGCAAGCUUUCUCCCACUGAGCAGCACCGCUUCAAUAAAAUAAUGUCGACAAAUUUUUGUUAAAGUUUUCAUGAACUUUUAUACAAGUAAUAUUUUUUAUGACAAAUAAAAUUGGACAUAUUAAAACAAAGAAAAAGAAUAAAAUGUAUAAAACGCUUAAAAAAUUGACGUAAGCGGAAUAAAGAAUAAAGACUUCUUAUCUUGGAACAUAAA